Clonostachys rhizophaga is the source of this 4071-nucleotide messenger RNA. The record is from the annotation of a GenBank genome assembly. NCBI's taxonomy places the organism in Eukaryota, Fungi, Ascomycota, Sordariomycetes, Hypocreales, Bionectriaceae.
AUGGCAAAGAAAGGGAAAGCCAAGGCAGAGACGCCAGCGCCAACCCCAGCUGGGGCAGCCAAAGACGGUGCGGCGAAGGGCAAAAAGGGCCAGAAAGGAGGCGCCGCGGCAGCAGCAGCAUCAGCCGUCCCUGAGGUGCCCACGGCAGGGCCGCCAAAACCGACGGUGAAGCAGAUCAUCGGCGGGUCGUCGUGGACGGGGAAGCUUCCCGUGAACCUGCUGAGCGAGUACUGCCAGAAGCAGAAAUGGGACAGGCCGGACUACGACACAAGGAAGACCCCCGAGGGGUUCUCCGUGUGGAUCACGCUGAGCGCGCGGGACCCCAAGACGCAGGAGACGACGAGGCUCGAGGCCUUCAAGAUACCCGCGAGCCACAAGCACCUGAUCGUGCGGGACACGGCACUCGAGGCCAAGCACGCGGCGGCGACGUACGCGCUGUUCCGGGUGUGCAGCAUGCAGAACAAGCACACGGUGCUGCCGCCGGACCACAAGAGCCUGUGGAAGGAGUUCCAGGCGCUGAAGGCGCAGGACGUCAAGGACGGCAAGGGGUGGAUGUACGAUGCGGACCCGUUCAAGACGUUCCACGACAGGGCGGAUGCGAAGGCCGCGGCGGAGAAGAAGCGCAAGGAGCUCGAGCAGGCGAAAGCCAAGGCCAAGGAGAUGCCUGGAGCAUCUGGCCUGGCCCUGCUGAGCAACAGUGGUGAUGGGUCUGGCCGGUCGGCGAAUGCCAUGAAGGGGUGGACCAUGGCCCCCAAGGUGGAGAUGGGCCGGCAGACGAGAUCGCAGCUGGAGGGGCUUCUGAGAAAAGGUAUCUCUUGGAACCCUUAUGGCGUUGAGAUGUCCAAGGAGAAGAUCGCCUCGGUGAAGGCCGAGCUCACCAAGCUGGGAUUCAGGCAGAGCCACGUUGACGAGGCGGUGGGGUACUGCAAAGACCGAGAAGAGACUCUCGAAUGGCUUCUUAUCCAUGUGCCUGAAGAUGACCUCCCUAAGUGGGCACUUCCAGAACGCUACGCGGUGGGCGUUUCCAUCGGAGCUACGGAUCUCAAGAAAGAGGGGAUCAUCAAGCGACUCUCUCAAAGCGGUUACUCGCAGGACCUGUGCACUCGUAUAUUAAACGAGAAAGGUGGAAACGAAGAAGAGGCUGCAAGCACGCUGCAAGACUUACUAUGUGGGAGGAGUGGCAACGACGAGGAUGAUGAUGUGGACGUCGCCGACUUCCUUGAUAUGGGGUCGCCGAAGGAGCAGUGGGAUGAGGAAGUCGGAAGUUUGGAGGCGAUGUAUGGUGAUCACUUCCAAACCAUCGACGACAAAGUGAUCCAGAUCCGUCUUGAGCCCAUCAAGGACAAGGUCCAUGGACAGAUCGAGGUCUCCUUGCAGAUCCGAAUGGCGCCGUCGUACCCGAAGCGACUAAUUCUGGGCAUUGUGGCCAACCUUCCAUCAUAUAUCAAACUCAGUAUCACCAAGAAGGCAUUGGAAUACAUGGACACGCAGCUGCGGGAAGAACCGAUGAAGAUGUUCCUGGUUGCUGAUUGGGUUCAGCAGAACAUCAACAGCAUUGUUGAAAAGCCAGGGAAUCUCGUGGACAUCUCUGCUGUUUCAUCUGCGGCCUCCGAGACCAAGGUGCUCGCCCCAACCAGGCGGAAUGGGAGGUCCCACGGUGCACCGAGACCAAUCAGAUGGAUUGAGAAUGCGAAGAGCAGGGAGGCGUGGCUUCGAAGACAGGAAACACCUGCAUGGAAAAAAAUGUCAGCCCAGAGACAGAGGCUACCCGCAUGGCAGGUUCGUGAAACGCUUAUACAGACUGUUAACGAUAACCAUGUUACGAUUAUCAGUGGUGAGACGGGUUCAGGAAAGUCCACACAGUCGAUGCAAUUUCUACUGGAUGACUUGUACAAUCAGGGGUUGGGUGAGUGUGCCAAUAUGAUCAUUACUCAACCUCGACGAAUUUCAGCGCUAGGACUGGCGGAUCGCGUAGCUGAAGAAAGAUGUACGCGAGUGGGAGAAGAAGUUGGAUACACGAUUCGUGGCGAGUCCAAACGAUCGAAAGAUACGAGGAUCACUUUCGUGACUACUGGUGUGCUCCUCCGCCGGCUACAAACGUCAGGUGGCAGAGUGGAAGAUGUCGCAGCUUCAUUGGCCGAUGUCAGUCAUGUGGUCAUUGACGAAGUCCAUGAGCGGAGUUUGGACACUGACUUCUUAUUGAACUUGAUUCGAGAAGUUAUGCGAACGCGCAAAGACAUGAUCAAGCUCAUCCUCAUGUCGGCCACUCUCGAUGCUGCAACAUUCAAAGACUACUUCACCUCCGAAGGACUCCGUGUCGGCACAGUUGAGAUUGCCGGAAGGACGUUCCCCGUUGAUGAGUACUACUUGGAUGAUGUUGUUCGCAUGACUGGUUACGGUGUAGGGGAGUCCAAGGAUCCAUACAUUGGCGAUGAGACCAUGGGCAAGAUCAUCCAAAAGCUGGGAGCCCGUAUCAACUAUAGCCUCAUCGUUGAAGCGGUUAAAGCUAUUGAUUAUGAACUUGGCUACGAAAAGAAAUCGGGAGGGAUUUUGAUCUUCCUACCUGGUGUAGGAGAAAUCAACCAAGCCUGCAACGCUCUACGGUCUAUAACAUCUCUUCAUGUACUGGCUCUCCACGCUUCUCUGGAGACUCGAGAGCAAAAACGUGUAUUCGCCAACCCUCCCCCCGGAAAGCGAAAGGUUGUUGUGGCUACCAAUGUCGCCGAGACAUCGAUCACCAUUGACGACAUUAUCGCGGUGAUUGAUAGCGGCAAGGUGAAGGAGACUAGCUUUGACGCACAAAACAACAUGAGAAAACUCGAGGAAACUUGGGCAUCGCGGGCUGCUUGUAAGCAACGGCGAGGACGAGCCGGUCGUGUACAAGAGGGUAGGUGCUACAAACUUUACACUCAGAACCUGGAGCAAAACCAUAUGGCAGAGCGACCAGAGCCGGAAAUCAGACGGGUGCCUCUAGAGCAGCUUUGUCUUUCAGUGCGUGCUAUGGGUAUGAAGGACGUUUCUGGCUUCCUCAGGCGAUCUCCCACACCUCCAGAUACUCCUGCCAUUGAAGGGGCCCUGAAACUCCUUCAAAGAAUGGGGGCUCUCGAUGGAGAUGAGCUGACAUCAAUGGGUCAGCAACUUGCUAUGCUGCCGGCUGACUUGCGAUGUGGAAAAUUGAUGGUAUUUGGUGCCAUUUUCGGAUGUCUUGACGACUGCGUCGUAAUUGCAGCAAUAUUAAGCACAAGAAGCCCAUUCCUUUCGCCUUCAGACAAAAGAGAGGAGGCCAAGGAAGCAAGGAUGAGGUUCUAUGAUGGCGAUGGUGACCUCGUCACUGAUUUGGAGGCAUUCAGGGAAUGGGACGCCAUGAUGCAAGAUCGACUGCCGCAGCGGCAAGUCAGGUCUUUCUGCGAGGAGAACUUUCUGUCGUACAAUACCUUGUCUGAUAUUGCAAACACCCGCACCCAGUACUAUGCAGCUCUGGUGGAGAUUGGGAUCGUACCUCCUUCAGCAGCCACGGCCGAAACUCAUUCGACUGGUUCGAGGAGCUCUCAGUUACUGCGAGCACUCAUCGCCUCGGCCUUCACCCCCCAGAUUGCACGCAUCCAGUAUCCGGACAAGAAGUUUGCAAGCUCGGUGUCUGGUGCGGUCGAACUGGAUCCAGAGGCGAGAUCGAUCAAGUUUUUCAACCAGGAGAAUGGCCGCGUCUUUGUGCAUCCGAGCAGCACGCUGUUUGGGAGCCAGAGUUUCGCGGGGAGCGCGUCAUACAUGUCCUACUUCAGUAUCAUUUCCACAAGCAAGGUCUUUAUUAGGGACCUGACUCCAUUCAAUGUCUUCACCUUGUUACUCUUUUCCGGCCCUAUAGAGCUGGACACCCUGGGCCGGGGUCUGAUUGUGGAUGGAUGGUUGAGGCUCCGAGGCUGGGCUCGAAUCGGAGUGCUCGUCGCUCGGCUGAGAGGAUUGGUGGAUGAUUUAAUCGCGGAGAAGGUCGCCAAGCCGAGCGUUGAACUUGAUAAUAGCGAGGUGAUUUGCUUGGUGAAGAAGUUGAUCGAACUGGAUGGCAUGGAUGCAUGA